Molecule: messenger RNA, 1871 nt
Organism: Monopterus albus (swamp eel)
Lineage: Eukaryota; Metazoa; Chordata; Actinopteri; Synbranchiformes; Synbranchidae
Gene: itm2bb
Product: integral membrane protein 2Bb
Exons: 8
Coding region: 158-1129 (323 amino acids)
Biological process (GO): negative regulation of amyloid precursor protein biosynthetic process
Cellular component (GO): Golgi apparatus; plasma membrane; extracellular exosome
Molecular function (GO): amyloid-beta binding
Source: RefSeq, a predicted model, not a curated record
UUAUACGGCCGUUAUCUCAACAGACCAGAGUUGGCCGGACCCUAUCGGAAAAGUCGUAUCGCUUGACUUCCGAGCAAAUUCUCUCUGUUUUCUUUGUUUUGCAACUUUUUUUCGUCGUAAUUUUUCUCGACAGGAGUUUGUCGGCGCUUGUUCCAGGAUGGUUAAAGUGUCCUUUAACUCUGCUUUGGCGCAGAAAGAUGUGAAAAAAGAUUCCGAAACUCUUAUUCCCACAGAGGACAAAGAUGCGGAGGCAGAUGUGUUGGUGCAUCGCCAGUCCCGGGCCUGGUGCUGGUGCAUGUGCCUGGGCCUGGCCCUCAUGCUGUCUGGAGUGGUGGUUGGAGGAGGUUACCUGUACCGCCACUACAUUCUGGAGGUGAGCAGGCAGCUCCAAGAGGAAAGUAGGCAGCCACAUCAGGCUGUGAUGUUCAUCAAACUGCAGGAAGCCAAAAAUGGACAGGUGGAAAAAUUUAUCGCUACAGGAGUAGAAAGUGUAGUUUGUCCAGAGGAAAAGCCACGUGAGCAUCUCCCACUGGUCACGAAAGGACAGGAAGUUGAACAGGAGGGCCAGGUGUUUGUGUGCGGGGUGGACUACCGAGAGGAAGACUUCAUGAUCCGGGAGGAAGAGGAGAUGGAGGUGGAGCUGCCAAACCAGUUCCAGCUGCGGCAGUUGGAGGAGAGGAUCCGGGUACUGGAGAAGGAGCAGGUGGAGCUCAUCAGUGUCCCCGUGCCUGAGUUCGAGGACGGAGACCCUGCAGACAUUGUCCACGACUUCCAGCGGAGGUUGACUGCCUACCUGGAUUUGAAUCUGAACAAGUGCUACGUCAUCCCGCUCAACACCUCCAUCGUCAUGCCUCCCAGAGACUUCCUGGAGCUGCUCAUCAAUGUCAAGGCCGGCACCUACCUGCCUCAGUCUUACCUGGUCCAUGAGGAGAUGAUUGUGACUGAGCGCCUGGAGCACGUUGAACAGCUCGGCUACUUCAUCUACAACCUCUGCCAGGGCAAAGACACCUACAAGCUGCAGCGCAGAGACAGGAUUUUGGGGAUGCAGAAGCGUGAAGCUCUGAACUGCCACAAGAUUCUUCACUUUGCAAGCAAGUCUGUGGUGCAGACGCUGAUCUGUGACCCUUAAGACGCCUCAUAGCUUCACACCUGCUCUUACAGUCACUGGUGUGCAGUGAGAUUGUGUCCGAUCCACACCUGUCUUUUUUUUCUCUGUCCUUUACUUCAGGUACUUUGAGUGAGUGGGAGGAGUGAAAUGUGAAGCUGUUUGCUGAAUAGUCAUUGAGUGUGGAAAAGGAGAGAGUUGUGUAUUUCUCCACUUUCUGUUCUGGGGUCUUCUUGGAAUCAUUAUCUUUUCAGAAAAUAUCUAAGGUUCAGUAUAAAACAGUAAAUUGUUUUAAUCAAAAUAACACCAGUUAUAGUGUGAACAUUUACUUUAAUAGAUCUGGGUAAAUUUACUGUUUGCUUUCUCUUUCAGUCCAACCAGAAGUUCUAGAGAAAAGGUGACUUUUGUACCACUCGCCCUGGUAUUUAAAGCCAGGGGGGAUUUUUUUUUGCUGUUGUUUCUUGGUAUUGUCUGCUGUAGCUAUUAAUACACUGCGCCUAUUCUUCUCUAACUGGAAAAUUAUCUUAAAAUAAGAGUGUAGACAUGUGUUUCUCUUGUUUAGCUUUAAAAAAAGUUUGUAAAAUAUGAGAAAAAAGAAAAAAAGUAAAUUGACACGAAAUCCAGCAGACAGCAUUGACAGGAAUAGCAUAUUAAAAUCUUUUUCACCUGGGUUGUCUGCUUUUUUUGGGAUAACUCUUCUUGUACUAAUUUGUGUAUAUAAUCUCUUGAUAUGAACAGACCAACUAAAUAAACAAAACGGAACCAA